Molecule: messenger RNA, 2674 nt
Organism: Cyprinus carpio (common carp)
Lineage: Eukaryota; Metazoa; Chordata; Actinopteri; Cypriniformes; Cyprinidae
Product: integrator complex assembly factor BRAT1-like
Biological process (GO): cell population proliferation; DNA damage response; positive regulation of protein phosphorylation
Cellular component (GO): nucleus
Source: RefSeq, a predicted model, not a curated record
UGUCCUUUCCAGCACACCGUACGGAGUGACAGUAAGUGCGGCCAACUUUGAUAUCGAGCUGCUAUAAAUUUGACAAAUGAAAAGUUUGGUCUGACCUUGCACUACAUUAAGCAGUCUUGUUAUUACCAGUAUGUGCUGGUGAUCCAGGGACUUUUCUCAUGGACAGUGACUGCUUAUCUUUGCUGCCAGCAGUCUGCCUGGUCCUGGCCGACCCAAAGCAGGCUCCACCUGAUGACACCUCUUUAGAGAAGCUGCUUGAUUGGUUCAAAGAGCUGCAUAGCCAAAGUAAUGGCGUGCUUUUGCAGGAUCAGCCUUGUCUCUUGGAGUUUAUUUCUAGUGUUUGUACGUCUGAAACUACAGAUCCCGCUAUCCUGUCUUUCACCCUCAAACUCACUGGUCUUCUGGCUGCCACCAAACAGGGCUUCCAUUUGCUUGAGGAGGGAGGCCUUUUGCUGUGUGCGUUUGAGCGGGAAGCCUGCUAUGUGUGUGAUCUUUGGGAGGAUGCCUCAGUUCGCAGUGGCUGGCUGCAGGGGCUGUUGAAUAUGCUGAAACACCAGAAAUCCCUGGAUUUCAUAUGUAGAAAUGGACUCAUCAAAGUGGUUCUCCAGCUGCAGAAUGACAGGAGUCUGUUUGUUGCCUCUUUGGCAAAUCAGCUUUUAGUGCAUAUCCUAAACUUCCUCACAUCAUCAAGCACGACCAAUGGCAGUGAUGCUGUGGGAUCAAGUGUAUCAUCUUUGAGGUCUGAUUGGGUCUCAGUCUCCUCUGAGAUUAUGAAUGCUGUGGUUGAGGCGUUGAGCUCAGAGGAUCAUCCUCAGGUCCUCCUGGGCUUACGGCUUCUGUCACUGGUUCUCUCUCAGUGUGGAGAGCCUAUCAGAAGCAUGCUAUGGAAAGAUGUGCUAGUACCUCUGGAAGUUUUAAUCAAAAGGGGGUCUGAAUCAUUGACUCAGACUCUGAUGACUGUUCUACAAGCUGCUGUGAGGACACCUCUGCUCGGCCUGGAGGAAUUAUUAGAAGCCAUGUUGGGUGAUGGAAACAGAAAGGAGUGUUUUCAGUGUGCAGCACUAGUUGUAAAGCUGGAGAAAUGUCCUGAGGUUUCGAAGAGGAAGGCUACGGGUAUCAUCUUGCUCCCCCUGCAGUGUGUGUCUACACAGCCUCAAACAGAAAUUGAGACAUAUUUAGUCCUAAAUGAACAGCUAUCUCAGAAAGCCUCAUGUAUUUCCCUCCUCAUGCAGAGUUUAUCAAGCCUAGCUGAGCUGGCACAUAGAAAAUUCCUCUUUGAAGACAUUUCCAUUCAUUCGAUCACCAGUUCUGUGGUGUGGCUUCUGAGGAUGUGCUCUGGGCAGUGCCCCUCCUCUUUGCUGCGUAUUAAUGCAUCCAUUCACCUGAUUGGCUGCUGCAAGGUUCAGAGGUGUGGCCUGGAUACAUUAGGUGCUCUCAGCGUUUAUGAAGAAAAUGUGGAUUUAAGGAAGGACAUAUUUGGUGUCCUCUUGGACUAUUUACAGAGUCCAGAUUCCCAUGCCACAGUCUUGAAGAAAACAUUUCAGGCCACUGUGAGGUGGAUUGCUGUUUGUUCACCUUUCCCUGAUCUGCUGCAGUUUAUCAGCCAUGACCUCUUUCCUGUAUUGGAGAAACGGAUGUGUGAUUUGCGAUGGGAAGUGAGAGACUCCACACUAGAGUUCAUCACCCAGCUAACCACUGCUCUCAACGGUAACAGUGGUUUCACUGAAGCUCUCCACACCAGUGGUAUGGUCUCUGUUCUCCUGUCUUCAUUGGCAGACACAGAAGGCUAUGUCAGAGCUAGUGCUGUGGCUGCAGUUGGGGAGGCAGUUACUGCUUCUUUCCAUCAUGCGGCCACUGAGAGAAAUAGCAGCCUUCUGGAGAAGGCUUUGACACAGAUGAUGAUCGCUCUCUCUCAGGACACAGAGGGCUUCCCUCGUAGAGCAGUGGUCAAAGCUUUCACAUCGUGGCUGAAAGGAUCACACCCCGUAACAGCAUUGGACUCGUCUCUGAGCUCUGUCCUGUCACUGGGAGGCAACGAUUUUGACUGGGAAGUGAAAAUGCACACGCUGGAGCUAGCAGAAGUGUUAAUGGAGAAGACACUGACCUGCUGUCCAUACAUAGUUCAGAAUGUUGAUUUCUCUGAAAAGACACGUUUGACGCAAGCCUUAAGCAGACUGAAAGAUUAUGGGCUGUUUGACUUACUGUUUAACAGCUUGUUGGACUGUGACAGACCAGUGUGUGAAAAAGCCUGUGCACUCUUAGUCAGGCUCCGAACACUUACAGCUGAGACCGCAGAUUUGGAUCACAGCGCUCUUGUCUUGAAUGUAUGUGGGAACAGAUGGGGGGAUGAGGUGCAGAGUAGAUACCUCAACAAACAACAGGCCAAAACAUCUGUCUGUGAAACGAAUGGAGCUAUAGGAUCUGAUGAGAGAACGGACAGUGAGCUGCAGUGCAUCAAAGACAUUAGCCUGCCCAUGAUACUGCAGAUUCUAGAUCUAAAUGACAUGCAGAGGAUGUUGAUGUUGAGUAGUGAUCAUGUUGUGAAUUCGCCCCAAUCGCUAAUGGAGGACGUUCUUUCAGCAGCCCAGCAGAGUGAGGAGAAUACAGUGGAUUGCUAUUGAGAAUAUACUGUGUAAAAAAAAUGUUUGAUGGAAAUUUAAUAAAGGAAGAUUUU